Aspergillus uvarum CBS 121591 is the source of this 417-nucleotide messenger RNA. Its product is annotated as cytochrome b5-like heme/steroid binding domain-containing protein. Gene Ontology annotation, biological process: sterol biosynthetic process. Gene Ontology annotation, molecular function: heme binding. The transcript is spliced from 3 exons. Bases 1 to 417 code for a protein of 138 amino acids. The record is from RefSeq and is a predicted model, not a curated record. Gene Ontology annotation, cellular component: endoplasmic reticulum membrane; intracellular membrane-bounded organelle. NCBI's taxonomy places the organism in Eukaryota, Fungi, Ascomycota, Eurotiomycetes, Eurotiales, Aspergillaceae.
AUGUCCAACGUCAAGGAAUUCACUCUCGCCGAAGUCACCGGCCACAACACCAAGAAGGACCUGUACAUGGUCAUCCACGACAAGGUCUACGACUGCUCCUCCUUCGUUGACGAGCACCCCGGAGGCGAAGAAGUCCUCCUCGACGUCGCCGGCCAAGACGGCACCGAAGCCUUCGAGGACGUCGGCCACAGCGACGAAGCCCGGGAGAUCCUGGACGGUCUCUUCGUCGGGAACGUGAAGCGCAUGCCCGGUGACCCCGCCCCCCGCUCGCACGCCAACCCCUCCGCCGCCGCGGGUGCCUCCGGCGACGCCGCCGGCCUGGGCGUCGGCCUGUACGCCUUCCUCAUCGUCGGCGGACUGAUCGCCUACGGCGCGUACCAAUAUCUGCAGAAGGCGUCGCUUGCGUCGGAGCAGUAG